AUAGGCUUUUUUGAGUUUGGGCAAGGACACAGGGGCCCCAUGAUCCCCUAUUGCCCGGGGGCCCCAUGGGUUGUCAGUCUGCCCCUGAUAUAUAUAUAUGUAUAUAUUUAUAUAUAUAUUCUUAUGUGUCUCCUAGAUUGUGUAAAACCGCUUUUGAUCCUGACUUCUCUGAUCCUCCCCUUCUUCCAGUGUCCCUCUCUUAUCUCCUGAUAAGACAUAUCGUGUGGAGUCACUCUGAACAUGCUCAGUUUGGUGUGUAUUGCUAGAGAGGUUUUUUUUUUUUUUUCUUGGGAGAGUGCAU
Molecule: messenger RNA, 301 nt
Organism: Staurois parvus
Lineage: Eukaryota; Metazoa; Chordata; Amphibia; Anura; Ranidae
Source: the annotation of a GenBank genome assembly